Molecule: messenger RNA, 1293 nt
Organism: Penicillium antarcticum
Lineage: Eukaryota; Fungi; Ascomycota; Eurotiomycetes; Eurotiales; Aspergillaceae
Product: putative MFS sugar transporter
Exons: 6
Coding region: 1-1293 (430 amino acids)
Biological process (GO): carbohydrate transport; transmembrane transport
Cellular component (GO): membrane
Molecular function (GO): carbohydrate:proton symporter activity
Source: RefSeq, a predicted model, not a curated record
AUGUAUAGCAUGUUCCAAGCUGGACGUUUUAUCUGCGGUUUGGGGAUUGGUAUUCUAGUGACCGUCUGUCCGAUGUAUCUUUCCGAGAUGUCGAGUGCCCUGCGUCGCGGUUGGCUUGUUGGCCAUCAUGCGAUCUUCCUAGUCUUUGGCUACAUGCUUUCUGCGUGGGUCGGUUAUGCUUGCUACUAUGCAACAGGCUCUCUGUCUGGAUUUGGCUGGAGAUUCCCUCUGGCUUUGCAAUGCCUGCCACCUUUGAUCCUGCUAAUAGGAUCCCCUUGGCUCCCGCGUUCGCCUCGUUGGUUGAUCUCAAAGGGCAAGCUUGAUGAAGCGCAGCAUGUGCUUAACAGGCUUCGCGAAUCACCAGAGGACCCAGAUAACUUGGUUGCCAAGGAGGAGUUCUUCCAGACGAAAGAGCAAAUUCGACUGGAGGCCGACAAACUGGCCCAAUACGGCAAUGUGUGGAAAGCAGUAUUCAAGAAGAAGACUUACCGGAAGCGUAUGGCUAUCGGCUUCCUUACCCAGUGGGGUGCUGAAUUCGGCGGUCCUUUGAUCAUUAACAAUUAUGCCGUUCUUUUGUAUACCAAUUUAGGCAUGGAAGGUGGUAUGCCUCUGCUCCUGAGUGCCAUUUGGCUGACAACGGCUGGUGUGAUUUAUAACCCCCUCGGCGCCUGGCUCCAUGACAAGGUCAACUCUAGGCGCGGAAUGUACAUAACUGGCUUUGUGGGCAUCAUUGUUACCACUUCGUGUCUAGCUGCUAUGACCGCUCAAUACGCGGGUACUACCAACAAGGUCGGAAACGGAUUUGGUAUCUUCUUCAUGUACCUGUAUUUGGCUUUCCAGGGCACAUUCUGUGACACUACCAUGUACCUCUAUGUCUCAGAGAUUUUCCCAACUGAGAUUCGUCCAAUUGGCAUGGGCUUCUCUCUGUUUGGUCAAUUUGCAGCCACAAUCAUUCUCCUGCAAACCGCUCCCAUGGGCUUCAACAAUGUUGGCUGGAAAUACUAUCUGGUCAUUAUCUGUUGGUCUGUGUUCUUCAUCCCAGUUAUCUACUUCUUCUUUCCAGAGACUGCUCGUCUCACCUUAGAGGAAAUUGCACAAAACUUUGGCGAAGAGGUCGCUGUUCAUCUUACCGAUAAGACCGACGAGGAGAAAGCUCAGCUUGAUCACCAACUUGCUCAAUCCGGUGGAGUUCUCCAGCCAGCUGUAACCUCGAGCUCAGGAAGGGAGGGCGAGAAAGACAGCAUUCCCUCGCCGGUAGAGCAGGGUGAAUCAAACACGGCAAAAGCGGAAUAA